ACCCUGACUCUCCGCAUCAAACGGGACAGCCCAUGUACAGAUCUUGGACGACACGUUACAGAGGUUCUGCGUCUCGCCGGAACGGCGCUCAAAAGAUUCGACUUUGCGUGUGAGCUUGCUGAUGGAGACUCGAUCCACGAUGUCGUACCGCGAAUUACGGCAAACACAUCACUGACAGACCUGCAAUUGGAGUUCAUCUGGCAGGUCGAUCCAUCGCUCCCAAGGAUUCAAAGGGGCCUGGGUCUCUUGCUAUCUGACAUCCAAGUCCGAAGCGCACAUCUGUUGGAUCUCGACAUUCAGAUUCGCCUGUCACGCACCGAGAUGUCUAAAGAUGAAAACGAGGCCUCAAUCAGCGAGACAGACUUUCCUGGCCCCUCCACCUCCAAUUUCCACGCUAUACUCUCUCGUAAUGUCUUUGACCAGCUUCAAGCACGAUCUGUUCUCAUUCAAGUCGGGUUCAUGGCCCAGGCGAGAAAUCAGGACGCCACGAUGUUGUCUGCGAUCAAGUCACACAUGAUCACUCUGUUCGCGCCGUGGCUGGAUCGCGGAAUCGUACAGCUCCAAUUCGGUCCCGACCCUGAUGGCGAAGAAUUCGUCACUCGUAAGUCCUCACCAGUACUCUCAUGCCUUGGGGCGCAUGCCAGCAUCGUGGAUACAGAGGACUCGGAGGACGAUGGACGCGAAGGAGGUGCACGCGAUGUUAGGGGAGAUACGGAGACAGAAGAUGUAAUCACGAUUUCUCUGGGGUCAAAAGGCAGUGCCACACUUGGAUCUGCAGGACUGACCUUGGACCAUCACGUCGUUAACGACCGAACUCGGGGAGUGUACCAGACCAAGACACCGCGUCUUGGUGAACGACGUUCGGAGCGGCAAUCCAUCGGACAUCUCGCUGGUACACGCUCAGGCUUUCGCAAUCGAAUUGCGGGACUCAUGCGCAAGCUUCCUUGGAGUCGAAAAAACAUGCAGGAUUAGGAUUCAGGUAUACGGAUAGGAAAUACGGGCACAUAAAAGUGUGAGAGAUCGUUUGUGGACAUGCAGGACUCGCCGCGUACUGCUAUAGGAAUCAUCAUAUCGUUUGAAUGUGCUUCAUUCGUAUGGCGCCGACUCCUAGCUAGCACUCUCAGGCCCGUGCAUCGGAG
This is a messenger RNA of Fomitopsis serialis, 1139 nucleotides long. RefSeq lists its product as uncharacterized. The record is from RefSeq and is a predicted model, not a curated record. The transcript has 4 exons. Bases 322 to 972 code for a protein of 216 amino acids. Lineage: Eukaryota; Fungi; Basidiomycota; Agaricomycetes; Polyporales; Fomitopsidaceae.